Molecule: messenger RNA, 1710 nt
Organism: Aspergillus uvarum CBS 121591
Lineage: Eukaryota; Fungi; Ascomycota; Eurotiomycetes; Eurotiales; Aspergillaceae
Product: Zn(II)2Cys6 transcription factor domain-containing protein
Exons: 5
Coding region: 1-1710 (569 amino acids)
Biological process (GO): regulation of DNA-templated transcription
Cellular component (GO): nucleus
Molecular function (GO): transcription cis-regulatory region binding; DNA-binding transcription factor activity, RNA polymerase II-specific; zinc ion binding
Source: RefSeq, a predicted model, not a curated record
AUGUCUUCAAACCUUGCUCGAACCAUGCCUCCUGUACGAUCGGCUAGGGCCUCGAAGGCGUGUACCUCGUGCCGCAAGAACAAAACACGAUGCUAUACGUCCCAAGGACCCGGUAGCGGCUGUCUUCGGUGCGCGACACUAGCGCAGCCUUGCUCGCUGGAUUCCGAGCCGACAAGCCCUAAUUACAGGUCGAGCUCGUCAGCUCAUUGCCUGCCGGAACAUACUCAGAACACAAGAACCAUCGCUCUUGAGAAUGCCAUUGAUCAUGAUCCAGCUCCUGUGCUCCUCAUCAGGGAGGCUGCAUUAGACGCUGGCGUACGCUCACCGGAGCAGAAUGAAGUUCGUCCCGAAACGUAUGCCGACCCAAUAUCUUCAGGGCUGGUUUCAUCUUCUAUUGCCCACUCAUUGGUCGAACUAUUUCAUACCCACUACGGCCGAUGGGUGAAGUUUCCAGAGGAUCUCUCAACGCCGGCCCUUUUCUCACAAAUCAGACGGUCGCCGCUCCUUACGUGCAGUGUCUUGCUAAUUGCAGUCCGACACACCACGCAAGACCUUGCGGACAGACUCGCGCCUCAGUUGUUCCGAGAAGCACAACGCCUUGUUACCUCCUCGUUACUCGUGGUCCCACAGACGACGCCAUUCUUCCAGGCGGUCCUGAUCCUGAGCCUAUGGUCGACGACCAUCGGUCAAGUGCCGCUGAGCAUCGACAGCUGGCUUUUGACCGGCUAUGGUUUGCAGCAGGCAUUGAUUAGCCCGGACUUUAUGGAAGUUAUGCGACCCGACGCAGCUCUCCCAACCGUACAAGGACAUAUCGAUGCAUGGUGUCUUUGGAAUCAUCUAUGCCUAGCUCACUUGCAGCAUGCUCUCCUGGCCGACGUCGACAUCGAACGCUGCGCACGGUUUAUGCAAACGGCCAGCAUCACUAACUACGAAGCCAGAAUGAUCGCCGAGGUCAAGCUCUACUGGAUCAUCUACCGCAGGUGUUGCGGGUCGCAACCGGAUCUCAAGACCGUGAAACGUGCUCUAGCAAACUGGCAGCAAGAGUUUCUCGCACUGUUUACGCAACCUCGCUCCCAGUUCCUGCGCAUGGGCUUUCAUUUCGCGCACCUCCUCGCCUACAGCAAUUGCCUGAAAUCGGCCUCUCAAGAGUCAUCCGCCACCAUGACCAGUAGCAGCAGCAGUGCAUCCCUCGUCGCCGGAAUGCUGCCCCACGCGAAGAACAUUAUCAACCUCGCCAUCGACACCACAGACGACCGAACCCGCCACCUGACAGAUCAAAUCUACCACCUCGUCACGUUCGCGGCGCUCACCCUCUGUCGCCUCGUGCACACCUACGAGUCAAAUCUGGGUGCCACCGGCCACGAUCUGGACGCCCUGGACGGUCUGGUGGUGAACCUCGUCGACUGGCUGCGGUCGAUCGGGCUUCCAACGAGCCACACGGCGUAUAUGCUGGGCGACAUUGUGUUCGCGCGGUUUGUCAAAUUGCGCCCACAUUCGCGAGUGCUGGCGUCGAGCACCGCCGGGAGAGUGGGAGGGGAUGAGGAGGGUGUCGGCUUGGCGCAAUCGCUUCUCCAUGACAGGUCUUUCUCAGAUGAGGUUCCGGCGCUUGCGUAUCCGGGCUUUAUGGGGCUGGAGCUUUUUGACAUGGGGCUGGGCGGGGCGGAGGUGUCGUGGCCGCAAUGGGAGGGGGAGAUGUAUUCGUCGACGUAG